Plasmodium malariae is the source of this 2112-nucleotide messenger RNA. Its product is annotated as zinc finger protein, putative. Lineage: Eukaryota; Apicomplexa; Aconoidasida; Haemosporida; Plasmodiidae. The record is from RefSeq and is a predicted model, not a curated record. Gene Ontology annotation, molecular function: metal ion binding. The transcript has a single exon. The coding region runs from base 1 to 2112 and encodes 703 amino acids.
AUGAAUAAUAAGAAGAAUUUUUCCAAAUAUAUGGAUAAAAAGAUAUAUGUAAAUGUACCUAAAGAAAGGAUGAACGAAGAAUUUCGAAAUGUUAGGAAAGAAGAAAAUUUAAGCAAUGUUGUAAAUACAAGUGAAAGGAGGAUUUUGUUCUAUAAAACGAAAAUAUGUCCAUGGUAUAUUAAAGGAAAAUGUGAAAGAAGGAAAACUUGUUUGUAUGCACAUGCACAAAAUGAAUUAAGAGAGUUGCCAAAUUUAUGUAAAACCAGUUUAUGUCCCAAACUAAAAAUUAAUGAAUCCUGUAAUGAUAAGAAAUGUAAAUAUGCACACACGAAUAUCGAAUUAAGAGCCACAGAAAAUUUGUAUAAGACAGCAUUGUGUGAAAGUUUUAUUAAGGGUAAAUGUUUUUCAGGACAAUUUUGUAGGUAUGCACAUGGCCAGAAUGAAUUAAGAGAAAACCCUAUGGAAAUAACAGAUAAGAAUAUUAUUAUUGGAACAAGUAAAAUGAAAAAUGAAAAAUUGGAUUAUGAAAAAAAGAAAAGUGUAAACAGCAGUUGCAGUAGCAUUAACAAUUUUGACAACAGUAGGAGGAAUGAAACUUAUUGCUUUUUACCAAAAAAGAAGGAAAUGCAUUUCAACAAAAAUAAUAAUAAUGCACUGACAGAUAUUGAUGGCAUAUGUGAUAUAACAGAAACCAUUGAUUCACAAGUACAGAAUGAUAGCACAACGGACAUUUCGUAUGAUUAUAACCGAAAGGGAGGAGAUUAUAUUUUAAGGAAUGGUAGUAGCAAUAGUUGUAGUAGCAAUAGUAAUAGUAACAAAACUGCUGCUACUAUUACGGCUGCUACUACUGCGCCUGCUUCUUCGGCUACUAAUACUGCUGUUACCAUUGCUGCUACCAUUGCAACUGCUGCGUCUACUAAUACCGCCUCUACUUCCUCCGCUGUUGCUGCAACCACAAGCAACAGUAGUCUAAUUAGUAACAGUCAUAAUGUCAAUAACAUUAAUAACAGUAGAAUGAUGAGUAAGAGGAGUGAUAUUUUUGAUUAUCAUAAAAAAGGGCAAAGGAAUCAAAAAUAUAAUAUUAAAGGGUGUGCAAAUAUUGUGAAUAGAAUCCCCACCUGUGAUAAUAACAGUAGUAGUAUUGAUAAUAACAACCAUAUCACAGUUUCUUCACAUGUAGGAAAUUUUUUUAAACAAGAGGACAUAUCAAAGUUUAAUGAUGAACAAUUCUUGAGCGACAAUCUAAAUGUUUUAGGUUUUUUAGAAGAUCAUACGACUAAUAAUAACAGUAUUGAAAAAUUUGUAAAAGGAAAUAAUAAUUCUAUGACCAUGGCAGUAAAUGAUGUUUUAAUGAACUCCACUAGUAGUUUUCCUAAUAAUACAAUAAUAUGUGGAAGUACAAGUAGCAGCAGUAGUAGUAGUUCAUAUAUGAAAUAUUCGAGAAAUGAAAAUAAUAAUAGAAGUAAUAAUAAUAACAGUAAUAGUAAUAGGAGUGGUGGUGUAAUAAAUAGCAGCAAUUCAUCAUCGUCCCUGGCAAAUUUUAAUAUUUCUUCUUUACUUGGUACAAAUGUGGAUAUGCAUUCAAAUAGUAAUAUAACUCCAGAAGAAAAUUAUUACAGUUUCAAUGUAAACAAUAUGGAAAAAAUUAAUUAUGAAGAUUUUUUUUUCAGUGGUACCACGAACAAUGAUGAUGUUGUUAACAAUGAUAACAGUGAUAAUAUUAUAAAUAAUAAUGAUGAUGUUACCUAUAGGUCUCAACUGCUUUUAUGUAAAUAUAUGUCAAUUAAAGAUUUAAAGAACAACGGAGAAAGAUAUGAAAGUAUGUCUUCAGAUAUUAGCAGAAAUGUAAAUGGUACUAAUAAUAUGGUAAACGAUUGUGUGCAAGGAAGUAUGAAUAAUAAAUUGAGGAGGGAUAGUGAAAAUUCGGACAGUUUAGCUAGCUGGGAAAAUUUUUCUCUUUUAGGAAAAACCAAAACAUUUAACCCGGGAAAAGAUUAUUUCAAAAUUUUUAAUUACGGAAUGUGCAAUAAUUAUGAUAAGAAAUUGUUUGAGAAUUGCAAUGUCCAUAAAAGCAAAAUGGAUAAAGUUGACAAAUCUUUGUUUAUUCUUUAA